This is a messenger RNA of Hippocampus comes (tiger tail seahorse), 888 nucleotides long. It is a transcript of the gene nmnat1, whose product is annotated as nicotinamide nucleotide adenylyltransferase 1. The annotation marks the transcript as partial. Gene Ontology annotation, cellular component: nucleus. Gene Ontology annotation, biological process: NAD+ biosynthetic process. Lineage: Eukaryota; Metazoa; Chordata; Actinopteri; Syngnathiformes; Syngnathidae. Gene Ontology annotation, molecular function: nicotinamide-nucleotide adenylyltransferase activity; nicotinate-nucleotide adenylyltransferase activity. The record is from RefSeq and is a predicted model, not a curated record. The transcript is spliced from 2 exons.
UUCAUCAUUUAUGUUCUGUAUCUCCUCAGGCAUCACCACUCAGAACUAACAGCAGCCAAGCAAGAUGCUGAUGAUGUGGACACAGUCAAGUAUGCGAAAAAGAGACGCAUUGAGGAGAAUCAUGUUGAGAGUGCAUCAUAUCACAACAAAAGAGAAGCAACUCAGCUGAUGCUGCUUUGCGGUGCUGAUGUCCUCGAGUCCUUCGGGGUCCCCAACUUGUGGAAGGAGGAGGACAUCGCCGAGAUCGUGGGCCGCUUCGGCCUAGUGUGCAUCACGCGUGUUGGUGCCGACCCCCAUAAGUUCAUCAACCGGUCGGACACGCUGUGGAAGUAUCGCAAGAACAUCCACGUGGUGCCCGAGUGGGUGGCCAACGACAUCUCUGCCACGCAUGUGCGCCGGGCUCUGCGUCGCGGUCAAAGUGUUAGGUACCUGCUGCCAGACGACGUGCUUCGAUACAUACACGCCAACCAUCUCUAUAGUGCCGAGAGCGAGCAGAGCAACGCUGGUGUGGUUCUUGCACCCCUGCAGAAAUAUGCAGGUGACCCCUCCGGUUAAAAACCUUUGCAGUGAACGGACACUAUUUAUUGCAGCUUUGACGAGUGCCUAUUCCAUAACAUCUUUUGAUUUGGGCAUUUUUCAAAAUUAAAUUUCCCAUUGAGAUCAAUUUUAUUUGGGAUAUGAUUCAUACCAAAGUCCAAACUUUCAUCAUCAUUUUACCUUCAAUCAUUGUACAGACAAUAAUGAAUUGUUCAUGAACAAAUGGUAACAGAGAUGACUGGUCAUUACAUCCCUGAUGGACCGCACACAUUAUUUUGAUGGAUUGGCCUGGCACUUAUUUUCAGUCGAAAUGGAAUAAAACAGCCACCUAUUUUUUUCAACUUGGAAAAA